UGCAACGCUCACCAACCACGCAGAGCCACGGAGGGUGACAGGCGGGCCCCGCGAGGUUUGGUCGAGGCCGACUAAAACCCCCGCCGCACCCAUCAUCCCACCACCACCACACCACUCGAACGAACCUCUCGCCAUUUGCCAACAGACCUCAGAUCUCGCUGUCGCCUCCUUGCGCAGCCGUCGUCGAGAGCAGCAAGAAAAUGGCGGCGAGCAACCUCGAGGGUGUGCUCCUGGGGAUGGGCAACCCCCUUCUCGACAUCUCCGCCGUCGUCGACGAGGCCUUCCUCGCUAAGUAUGAUGUGAAGCCGAACAAUGCCAUUCUUGCCGAGGACAAGCACUUGCCCAUGUACGAUGAGUUGUCCAGCAAGGACAAUGUUGAAUAUAUUGCUGGAGGAGCCACGCAGAACUCUAUCAGGGUUGCCCAAUGGAUGCUUCAAACUCCUGGUGCAACAAGUUACAUGGGUUGCAUUGGAAAGGACAAGUAUGGUGAGGAGAUGAAGAGCGCCGCUAAAGCUGCAGGAGUUACUGCUCAUUACUAUGAGGAUGAGGCUGCUCCUACAGGCACAUGUGCUGUCUGUGUUGUUGGUGGCGAAAGGUCAUUGAUUGCAAACUUAUCUGCUGCGAACUGCUACAAAUCUGAGCAUCUAAAGAAGCCAGAGAACUGGGCACUAGUUGAGAAAGCGAAAUACAUCUACAUUGCUGGCUUUUUCCUUACGGUGUCCCCUGAAUCUAUUCAGCUUGUUGCUGAGCAUGCUGCUGCAAAUAACAAGGUUUUCUUGAUGAACCUCUCCGCUCCCUUUAUCUGUGAGUUUUUCCGUGAUGCCCAAGAGAAGGUUCUUCAGUAUUCUGACUACAUCUUUGGAAAUGAAACCGAGGCAAGGAUCUUCUCUAAAGUCCGAGGGUGGGAGACUGAGAAUGUCGAGGAGAUCGCUUUGAAGAUCUCACAACUGCCUCUGGCUUCUGGAAAACAAAAGAGGAUUGCUGUGAUUACUCAGGGUGCUGAUCCAGUAGUUGUGGCUGAGGAUGGGAAGGUAAAAACAUUCCCUGUGAUCCUAUUGCCCAAGGAGAAGCUUGUUGACACCAAUGGCGCUGGUGAUGCGUUUGUUGGCGGCUUCCUCUCUCAGUUGGUUCAAGGGAAGAGCAUCGAGGACUGCGUAAAGGCCGGUUGCUACGCAGCAAACGUUAUCAUCCAGCAAUCUGGCUGCACUUACCCUGAGAAGCCUGACUUCAACUAGACCAAAUUCAGCGAUUCUACGGAAAGCAACACUUAACCGCUUGAUGGUUCGGCUUGUUCUCCCUGUAUUAUUUUGAGGCUUUCCAUCUGAUCCGGCCUAAUUUUCGGCCGUGGAUAUCUGUUGUACUGCUAUAAUCGGUACCUUUAUCUUUGGUAUAAGGCAUGGUUGCCAUUA
Messenger RNA from Triticum urartu, 1409 nucleotides. RefSeq names its product adenosine kinase 2. Lineage: Eukaryota; Viridiplantae; Streptophyta; Magnoliopsida; Poales; Poaceae. Gene Ontology annotation, molecular function: adenosine kinase activity. Gene Ontology annotation, cellular component: cytosol; nucleus. The record is from RefSeq and is a predicted model, not a curated record. Gene Ontology annotation, biological process: purine nucleobase metabolic process; purine ribonucleoside salvage.